AUGGAGAAAAUGGGGGAGGCUGAAAUGAGGAAGCCCCACAAAACUGUACAACAGGAAAUGAAAGAUUUAUUCAAUCAUUUUAAGGAGCCACCUCCAGGUGAAAAAUGAUUCUUUACUUUUCUAUUCAUAGCUCAAGCUAAGUUUCCAAACUAUGCCAAUCAUCAUUAUGCCAAUAGUUUAGAUUUUUUAAUUUUUGCCUUUUUAACCAUCCAGGUACGGUUGUGAUCCAGUCAUUACCAGAUCCCUGGUACUUCAAAAUUUGGGAUAUUAACCAGAAGUACCUCUUGUUAGUGGGUGACCAGCUGCUCUCAGCUCCCAGAAAUUCCAACUCACCAGGUAACAGCUCCUACCAUGUUUCUCAGUUCCUCCACCCCAGGUGGCUGGCUGUUUUCAAUGGAACUAGGUAACCUAGUUUCAGGGAGGUGUCUGAUUCAGCAGGGCUGGUCCAAGACAUUUUUCUGCCUGAGGCAAAGGACAAGCUAAUGCCCAUCCUUCAUUCCAGGCAUGGAAGUUAACUGGAUUGGUAGUUGAAUAUUUUUUUAAUGCUAGGAACAAGAUAGGAUCACUCUUCCUAAUGGUAGGGCCGGCCCUGUUGUCUUGGGUGAAGGACAAGAUAGGGUCUUCCCAUUCCACAUAUGCUAGAAUCUGCCUGGCAGUGGCAGUUGAAUCUUACUUCAACACUAGUAAUAGGGCAACAUCCUUGACCACACCCAGGGGAAAUGGACUAGCUUAGGUACACAGGGAUGUGCUGCCUGAAGUGAGUGUCCCACUUUGCCUAGUUGCAAGGCCAACCCAGUGACUCGGCAGCAUCUUCUUAAACAAGGCUCAGCAAUCCUCUUGUGGGACUUAUCCAUGGGAUUCAUGAGAGCCACUGUGAAAUGGGGAAGAGGAGAGUUCUGGGCUGAGUCUGUUCUAAUGCAAUGCCUUUAGUCACUAGUUGCAUAGGCAGGUGCCUUAGACCUAGUCAAACCAUUGCUCCAUCAUGCCCAGAUCACUGGUCCAUCUCUCUUAUUCCAAGGUUAGUCCAUCUUGUCUUACUUAUUCCAAUUGGCAGUGGUUCUCCAAGGGUAUCAGUCAGAGAAUGAUCUGUCAUACCACCUGACACAUGAACUUUUAAACUUGGAGAUGGGGAGCCUGUGCCCCUCCAGAUAUUGCAUGGACCAUUGGCCAUGUUGGCUGGAAGUUGACGUCUAAGAACAACCAUGAGAGGGAGGCACAGGUCCUCCAUUCCUGCUUCAGCUAGAGAUGACAGAUGGAGCCAGUCAAUCAGCAUUGUGCAAGCCUUGCUUCUCAUCAGCCUAGAAAAUGCCGUCUUCAUGCUACAGGAAAAGAUGUUGCAUGUGUGUUGCAACUGUGGUGAGUGGCCUCCAUAGUAGAUUCACCACAGCCUUAUAUUGAAAUAUCUUUCUGUGGCUCCCUUCUUUCAGAUCUACACAUUUGGAUAGUUAGCAAGCCAUAGCAGGAAGAUACAGCUGGCAGGGUGUUUCAAUUGGAAAAACCCAUCCAGCUUGAGAACAGCUCCCCAAAUGGAACAAAUAACUCUGAGAUUGCAGAGCGAAAGGCUGCUAUGGACUAAAAUGAGACACCAUGGACAAGAUACAAGCAGCAGGCACUGCACAGAAGCAACAAAGAACAAUGUUACAAAACAAGCCUCUAAUGCAGGUGCAGGGGAAGUUUGACCCUCCAGUUGCCCUAAGAGGCAUGGCCAAUAGCCAAGGGUGUUGAGAGCUGUUGCUUUACCCUCACCUGUUAUAAUGGUUGACAGGGAAGGUCUGUAAUUCACUGGUAGAGCACAUGCCUGCAGAACAAUGUGUGCUACCUCUGAGCUUAGCACCCAUUUUAGGAGGUUUCAAUAUUUUUUUUGUAAAAACAAUGUGUAAGAGGACUGAAGGUCACUUCAAGAUACAAAAUUGCUUGUGCGUUGUGCAAGCUCCUGUGCUAUGCAGUGGACCUCUCAUGAUAUGAACAUUGGACAUACUUCUAGUAUAGGGGUUGAGCUCCUUUCUAGAGACUUGUUCUUAUGGGUCCCUUCAACAGCUUUCAAUCUGAUUGAUGGCCUUCCAGUCACCUAAGACUCCUGUAGCAAUAAUGCUUUCUCUCUCCCUUCCUCCCGCUCUUCCUCUCUCUUUCCCUCCACUGAUCCUGUUUCUGAGCUGCUCACCUCCAGAGGGGUUAAUUGCUGUGGUCCCAGAUAAAAUUAUUGGGGAAAAAGAUGACAGAACAUCCGCCAUCUUUAUGGGUAAGGAAGAUGGGCAACGUACUUUGUCCUGUGUGGAAGUUGGUGGUCAACCUCGGCUAAAGUUAGUGGUGAGUAUCAUUUGUGCUUCAAUGUCUCUUUUGAUUCCAUAUUUGUCACCCCUAGUCUAUAUGAGAAGCUCAGCAUAUGAGGUCUUAGCUGGCUGCUCCAAGCUCAGACCACAUGGCUCUAACAAGCCUCCCUUGAGUUCCUGUACCAAUAAUUUAGGAACUUUCACCACUGUAACUAAGCCAAUUUUUACUGCCUGUGUCUUCUGACUGAUGUAUGGGAAAGCACAUGAACCUGGCCUUUGAAGUGUUUGUAAGUAAACCAAUUUUUAACUUAUUAAAUGUGUGGCCUUUGGAGGAAGAGACAAACUUUGAAGGAACUUAGAAAGGUACAUUUUGAAGGUCUAACAGUCUAUAUUUCCACCCUUUACUUUGCUACAUAUUUUGUGAUUUUAAAUUUCUGCUGGGGUUCUCUCACCAAAGAGUACUUGCCCCAAACCUGCACCCUGGCAUCCAGGAAUUCUCUUCUAAUACCUAUAUUUAUUUCCUUGCCACCAACAUAAUGGAAUUCGGAGCAGGGGUAACUUAGGCUGGCUUGUGUGAGUUCUACUGGCUUCCAAUACUUAGGAUUGCUCAGUACUGCCAUGCCUCCUUAACCCUGCAGAGGAUUUUAUGAGGCAACAGAGGGUCUCUUGUUUUGUUGGAUGAAUUUAAAUAAAUUAUUUUGCCGAUUGUUGUGAAAAUGUUUUGGUUUUUUUUUAAGGGAGAAAAAAUUAUGGAUCUAUAUAAUAAAAAACAGGAAUCCAAGAACUUCAGUUUCCUCUGCAAGACUGCCAGCGGCAAGGAGACUGGCAGCUUUGAAUCUGUAGCAUUCCCAGGAUGGUUUCUUAGCAGUUCGCCGGAGCCAAACAAGCCUAUUGGUUUGAGCCAGCAAGGAGGUGCUGAGAUCACUGAAUUUUUCAUGGAAAAAACAAAUAAAGGGGCAGGAGGUGCUGUUGCCAUUCUAUAG
This is a messenger RNA of Podarcis lilfordi (Lilford's wall lizard), 3253 nucleotides long. The record is from the annotation of a GenBank genome assembly. Lineage: Eukaryota; Metazoa; Chordata; Lepidosauria; Squamata; Lacertidae.